Lemur catta (Ring-tailed lemur) is the source of this 4002-nucleotide messenger RNA. It is a transcript of the gene WDR82, whose product is annotated as WD repeat domain 82. Lineage: Eukaryota; Metazoa; Chordata; Mammalia; Primates; Lemuridae. The record is from RefSeq and is a predicted model, not a curated record. Gene Ontology annotation, cellular component: Set1C/COMPASS complex. The transcript has 9 exons. Bases 284 to 1225 code for a protein of 313 amino acids. Gene Ontology annotation, molecular function: protein binding; chromatin binding.
CGGCUUCUGCUUGUCGCCCCAAGAUGGCGGACACAAUGAGCCGGCGCGGCGCCGGUUGCCCCUGAGGCGGCUCUGAGGACGAACAGUCAUCUAGGACCCACAGUCCAGGCAGAAGAGCGUUGCUCAAGCAGGAGGAAGAGGAGGAGGCGGCCCAACUGUCGUCUGCCCUCCCGCCGGCCCGGCGCCCGCCCCGCCCGGGUUGGCCCCUCAGCAGCCCGCCCGCUCGCUCGCCGCCGGGCCCCGCCCCGGCCCUGCGCCGCCGCUACCUCCAGCAGCCGCCGCCAUGAAGCUGACCGACAGCGUGCUGCGGAGCUUCCGCGUCGCCAAGGUGUUCCGCGAGAACUCGGACAAGAUUAACUGCUUCGAUUUCAGCCCUAACGGCGAGACGGUUAUCUCGAGCAGCGACGACGACUCCAUCGUGCUCUAUGACUGCCAGGAGGGCAAACCAAAGAGAACCCUGUACAGUAAGAAAUACGGCGUGGACCUCAUCAGAUACACUCAUGCAGCAAACACAGUUGUUUACAGCUCUAACAAAAUAGACGAUACUAUUCGUUACCUGUCCUUGCAUGACAACAAAUACAUCAGAUACUUUCCUGGACAUAGCAAAAGGGUGGUGGCCUUAUCCAUGUCACCUGUGGAUGAUACUUUCAUUUCUGGGUCUCUUGAUAAGACCAUUCGACUCUGGGAUCUCCGGUCUCCUAACUGCCAGGGCCUCAUGCAUCUACAGGGCAAGCCAGUUUGUUCUUUUGAUCCAGAAGGGUUAAUUUUUGCUGCAGGUGUCAACUCUGAAAUGGUCAAACUUUAUGACCUUCGUUCUUUUGAUAAGGGGCCAUUUGCAACCUUUAAGAUGCAGUAUGAUCGGACUUGUGAAUGGACAGGACUUAAGUUCAGCAAUGAUGGCAAGCUCAUCCUCAUCUCCACCAAUGGCAGCUUCAUUCGUCUUAUCGAUGCAUUCAAGGGAGUGGUGAUGCAUACGUUUGGGGGUUAUGCCAACAGCAAAGCUGUCACACUGGAGGCUUCGUUUACUCCAGACUCUCAAUUUAUUAUGAUUGGUUCAGAGGAUGGCAAGAUCCAUGUUUGGAAUGGAGAGAGCGGUAUAAAAGUGGCUGUGUUAGAUGGUAAACACACCGGCCCCAUUACCUGUUUGCAGUUCAACCCCAAGUUCAUGACCUUUGCCAGCGCAUGUUCCAACAUGGCCUUCUGGUUGCCCACCAUUGAUGACUGACCCUGAUGCUGCUCGGCUAUUUCUGUACAGUGAGGGCGGCCAGUAGGAGAAAACUCAGAGGGGACUGAGAUAAUAGUGGGAUUGGAUCAUUUGACUGGGCUGGAGAACAUCCUUUCACAUGGCCUUCGCAUCGAUGUGCUGUCCUUUCACAUGGCCUACCCAUUGGUGUGCUGUACAUCUGCGCAAAAGAAAAAAAUGACUUUGCUGAGCUUCUUCAAAAGGACUCUUGGUGCAGCAGACUUAGUUGGGACUUAGCUUUUCUAGUUGUCACUGCACCAAGCUCCUCCAGAGGAGUGACCAGACUCGUGAUUAGGGUAUAGUGGGGCUCUCAAGGCACCUUCAAUUUUGAAUGUAUUUGCUGCUGAAGAGCCAGUGAAGUUGUCAGUUCUGCACAUCUCUUCUCCCACCCCCAUAAUGCAUGGGAAGCCACGGUCUUGGUUUUGGGAUGCUAGGGCAGCUCAGCACCCCUUGCCCUCACCCUGCAUGUCUUGUUACUGGGUCUCCCUGUGUAAUUGUGGCAUUAUUCCACAGCCAUCAUGUUUCUUAGGUGCCAAACAUUUACAGAAAUAAGUCUUCAUAUAUUUUGGGGUCAAAGAAAGGGACAGGGAUACAGAAGGACCUUGCUUGUCAGGAAGCUGUGCAGUUACUCAUGUGAGGGUAGGUGUUCUGGGCAGGCCUUGGGCUCUGGGUAUUGGGUGGGAAAAGGCCCAAGAGCCUGAAAGGGAGGAAGGGGGGUAGUAGGUGAGUUCUUUGCAGUACCCUGUCAUCUAGACAAACCCGUGGUCCUCCUGGAUGCCUACUGAGCUUGGUUUGUACAAAAGCAAGGUGGGAGUCUGUUUUUGUACAUGAGAUACAUCACGCUUUCCUGUGGGCCAGUAUUGUGAAGUGAGUCUGAGUUGUUUACACUGAUGCCUUCCCUGCCGACCACAAAUUGUGUACAUAGUCUCCAGAUGAUACCACCCCUCUCCCCAGCUCCCAACCAAGAGCUGGUUCUAGGCCUGUGUUAUAUGUUAUAUUUAGCCUUUUUAUAUAUGACCUUUGAUUUCUGUUGUUUGUAUUUUAGCACAGUGUGUACACCUGCAUUUAAAUAUAUCUGUGCAUACAUAUAUGCAUAUAUGUGUAUGUAUGCGCAUAUAUAUAUCUCUCAUUUGUAGUUUCUGAGAGUUCAGCUGAAGGAGUUAGAGUCCUACAGCCUGGGGGAAAGACUGCAUCCUUGCUAAUAGUGUUUGCCACAAGUGUUAGUGAGUCUUCCCUAUUACCAUUUGCCCUUGGGGAGACUAAAGGAAGCAAAGUUUCUAGUGUUUGCUGUUUCCAUGGCAGCUAAGUGAGGAUCUUGGGAUGAUUCCCUGUUCCUCAAGCCGCACUUUGGGGCCCUUUCUGCAGUAUUAGCCCCCUUUUUGCCCAGUGAUGCUUUGUCUGCACCUGUUAAUGUGUGUGACAGUCAUUCUUGCAUGGCUUCUGUGUCUGGCUUGCGGCAUUUAGGACAGGAUGCUGGAACCAGAGCAUUUUCAGUUUGUCUGCGGCUUCUUUGCCAAUUACAGAUCACUCCCAUUUACCUGAUAUGUCUGCUUUCUUGCUGCUUUUCCUUGCUUUCUCUUCGGAGAGGAAGGGGCUCUAGCCAGGCCCAGGUUAAAAUGAGUUGCAGUGGGCCUAUGGCCUUUUCCCCUGCAUGGCCUUCUUAGAGCAAACCGAGUGGCAUGUGAUUUUACUAAGUUCCCAAACAACAUUUAUGCAGGUAACACUCCCUGCAGAUAUAUAAACUGAGGCUCAACAAGGUUAUGACUUACCCAAGAAUAUAUAGCUGCUAGGAAAUAAAUUAGGCCAUCACUGCUUCUGUUUAGCAGCAGGAAUAGGCUGUGAAUUCCUACCACUUUCUUUUUUUAAGCAAUUACUUUUUGACUUGUUCCUCCAACCGAAAGUACAAGAGGUAUACAGCUUUCCCAAAUGUAGACCAGAAUCUGCAGCUGCCACGAUGCCACCUACUGUGUAGCUCUGCCUUCCCAGAGUGGAGGGACUUAAGAAACCAAAUGAUCUGAGCUGUUACUGCCCACCUCUGGCUUUGCAGGCAGAAAAUUCAUGAGAAGAGUAAUUGUUCAGAGAAUGCUUGGAACUGUGGGUUAACAAGAAAGGCUGCAUAACUUGACAUACCCGCAACCAGAGCAGCCACCAACCCUGACUUGCCCAGCAGCAGGAAGAUGAUUUGUAUUUGAGUUUCUAUGUGUCCAAAACUGAAGGUACCACGUUCUUUGAAAACAUGCCUCCUCAUGGCCUCUAUUUCUGGGUCCUGUGGCUACAAAGCUGGCUCCUGAGUUGGGAGGAAAGGUAAAAGAUGCAGUUAGAAGUGACUGGAGGGGAUGUGGUGGAGGGGACAAGGCAGAAGAGAGGCUGAGAGCUGAGCUGCACAGAUGCCCUCAGAAGGGGCCAGAGGCACUCAAGCUCUCCUGGGGGGAGGGGCUGCUCACCACCUUCUUAAGAGUCAGGGCCAAAGCCACUGAUUCAUAUUUGACAGUGACACUGCACUUGCUCAACCACCAGCCAGAGGGGUAUUUUUUUUUUAUUGUUCCCUGUUGCAAUUGUAAUUACUGCUUAUUAAGGAAAAUUUGGGAAUUUUACGAAGAAUCACCCAACUGCUACCACUGUUAAUCUUCUGGUGUUAAAUGUUCCUCUAGACAUUUCUGUGCAUAGAUUUUUGGUGUGUUUACACAGUUGUUAUUCUAUUGUAUAUACAAUUUUAUGUCCCUUUUGUACUUAACAUAUAAACAUUUUUUCCAUGUUAA